Messenger RNA from Lymnaea stagnalis (great pond snail), 688 nucleotides. The record is from the annotation of a GenBank genome assembly. Lineage: Eukaryota; Metazoa; Mollusca; Gastropoda; Lymnaeidae.
CUCAGUCUAUCUCACCUGGUGCCGCCUGGGCUCGGACCACCUUUGAUGCUAGGUCACAGAUCUUUGCUAAUGCUCCAUCUACUUUGGUUUCAUUAGCCUCUACGGCAGUGACAGCUGUCUCAGGUUUGUUGGACCCACAGUUUCAGACGGUCAUCGGUGGACAGCCCUUGUAUGGAGGCCUUGCAAGUAUUCUCAAUCCUAGAGGACCACAGCAAGAACAUAUAGUGCUGGGUCAAGCUAUUCCCAAUCGCCGUAGACGCUUACGACCAACUCAUGUCCAGGCAACAGGUCAUACACUUCAGCCUCAGCCCCAGCCUAUAUUUCCUCCAGCUGCAUCAGUAGCCUCACGUCACAGUCCCAGGUGGAAUACCCAGGUACAAAAUCCUGGACAGAACCGUCUUCCAGCUCCAAUACUUGCUCAGAUUCGAGCCAUCUCACAGCACCGUCAGAGGGAAUUAGCAUCUCCCCUUCUUCAACGUCUUGUACCACCCCCACCACCACCCCCAGCCCCCCCACUUCCAGGGCAGCAGGUCGUACCUCCUCAGGCACAUGAAGCAGGACCACCGCUUGUAAGGCAGCAACAUCUACAUCAUCCUCCGCUGUCCCCACCCACCGUCCCUCGGCGACAAAGCAACGUACUUAAUCGUCAUUCAUCCUUAAGUAGGUAGAGCUGACAGGCGCUGAAGGU